GUUCCAGAGGGAGGUAAAGAAAGAAAGCACUGCGUGUCAUGCAGAGAGAGGAUGCCUCCAAAUCCAAUAUCCAUUGUUCUCUCUCCUUUAAACUUCCUCUUUCAGUUGCUUCCAAAAGUCAAAUAUGUCAAAAUCUGGUGCUUUGGAUCUGGCUGCCAGAGUUGGCGGGAAGAUUGAGAAAAAGGAAGUUAAAUCUGCUGUUCAGAAGUAUGAAACGUAUCAUGCUGGUGUGGAUGAUGAGGAGAGAAAAGCUAACUAUACUGACAUGGUUAACAAGUACUAUGAUCUUGCAACAAGCUUCUAUGAGUACGGUUGGGGUGAGUCUUUCCAUUUUGCACCUAGAUGGAAGGCGGAGUCUCUUCGUGAAAGCAUCAAGCGACAUGAGCACUUUCUUGCUUUGCAGCUAGGUCUGAAGAAAGGACAGAAGGUGCUAGAUGUUGGCUGUGGAAUAGGAGGGCCCCUAAGAGAAAUUGCUAGAUUUAGUGAUACAUUGGUAACAGGGGUAAACAACAAUGAAUAUCAAAUAACAAGAGGAGAGGAGCUAAACUGCAUUGCAGGAGUGGAGAAGACCUGCAACUUUGUGAAGACUGACUUCAUGAAGAUGCCAUUUUCUGACAACACUUUCGAUGCAAUAUUUGCAAUAGAAGCCACCUGCCAUGCACCAGAUGUGCGGGAUUGCUAUAAGGAGAUAUUCAGAGUGUUGAAACCUGGUCAGUGCUUUGCUGCUUAUGAGUGGUGCAUAACUGACUCCUUUGACCCCAGAAACCUAGAACAUCAAACAAUUAAGAGGGAUGUUGAGCUUGGUAAUGGACUUCCUGACAUCAGGUCAAUGGAAGAAUGUCUUGAAGCACUACAACUUGCAGGAUUUGAGGUUAUAUGGGAGAAGGAUAUUGCUGUGGUUUCACCUCUACCUUGGUAUUUGCCACUUGAUAAAAGUCAGAUCUCACUUAGCAACUUCCGGGUGACUGCUUUGGGACGAUUUUUCACUAGGAAUAUGGUCAAAACCUUGGAGUUUCUAGGCCUUGCACCAGAGGGUAGUCAAAGGGUUCAAGCUUUUCUGGAACAAGCGGCAGAUGCACUUGUUGCAGGUGGAAAGAGAGGAAUAUUUACACCAAUGUACUUCUUUUUGGCUCGGAAGCCUCUUUAAAUUGUAGGAAAGCUUAAACGAUAUUACCAAUCAGAAUUGAAGUGGCCCGAUUAAUAUAUUUUCUCACCUGGAGAAUUGAAAAUAUCUCAAUCGGAGUUCGACUUUUUUAUUGGAAGCUAAUUGUGGUGACUUUGUCUUUGGAAUAUCCUGAAAAUAUAUUAGAAUCCUUGGUAUAUAGAUCUUUGCAAACUUA
This is a messenger RNA of Ricinus communis (castor bean), 1340 nucleotides long. Its product is annotated as cycloartenol-C-24-methyltransferase. The record is from RefSeq and is a predicted model, not a curated record. Lineage: Eukaryota; Viridiplantae; Streptophyta; Magnoliopsida; Malpighiales; Euphorbiaceae. The transcript is spliced from 14 exons. Gene Ontology annotation, cellular component: endoplasmic reticulum. Bases 125 to 1147 code for a protein of 340 amino acids. Gene Ontology annotation, molecular function: sterol 24-C-methyltransferase activity. Gene Ontology annotation, biological process: sterol biosynthetic process.